Polychytrium aggregatum is the source of this 3500-nucleotide messenger RNA. Its product is annotated as Sec34-like family-domain-containing protein. Bases 370 to 3198 code for a protein of 942 amino acids. The transcript is spliced from 14 exons. The record is from RefSeq and is a predicted model, not a curated record. Gene Ontology annotation, biological process: Golgi organization; intracellular protein transport; intra-Golgi vesicle-mediated transport. Lineage: Eukaryota; Fungi; Chytridiomycota; Chytridiomycetes; Polychytriales. Gene Ontology annotation, cellular component: membrane; cis-Golgi network; COG complex.
UCUGCCUGUCGCGGAUGUCUGUCUGCCGCUGACAAUCCGUCCACGGAUACCCUUCGGUCCUGGCCAGCCCGCAGCAGUCGUCAAGUCUGUUCGGUAGCACUCAGCCAUGUGCCGUUUCUCAGCAGAUCGACCGACACCGUUGCAUGCACCACCUCUUUCGUCGCAAUUUCUGGCAUGAGCCCGCUCCGCCACCCAGCCAACUGCUGGCCAGCCUGUCCACGUGAGCGGCUCCAGACCGCUGAAUCCGUCUCGGCUUCGGUGUCGUUCGGGCUGGCGCCAGGGCGGUGAUGUUCCAUCGCUGCCAGCACCGUCGUCGCCAUCACCACGGUCUCCUCACCGCUAUUGUCGGCCUCACCCGCCAGCAAACUCAUGCGACCCGCAGGCGCCAUGAUCGCCAACGCCAUGCUUGUUCCUCCCCGUCCGCUGAGCGCAAUCGAUCCGCUUCGGCCAGUCUCGGGAACGAUUGGCACCAACGCCGUCCCGAACCCCACAACCCUCUCGCAACCAUCUCAGCAACCCCAGCAACCGCAGUAUAACCCUCGCCUGCUUGAUGACUGGGAGGCCAGAUCGCCGCUCUCCGAGACCCAGAAGCUCUCUAUUCUCUUCCUCAAGGAGAGGGAGGUCGAUAUGCAGCUAGGUUCGAUCGAUUCCAAGAUCAGCAGCGACGAUGGCAGGCCCAAAGCAGCCCUAUCCAAGGAAACCAGCGCUUCGUCGCUCUCAACCACUGCGACCGAUGUCGACCUCCUCUCUCCCAAGCCAGCCUUUGGCGGAGACCAGCCCCCGGGGCUUUCCGAUGCCGCAGAUAUCCGCGAAGCAGUGGGCCAAUCGCUGCUUUCCGAGCCCAUCGAGAAUACCCGCCAGUUCCUCGCAUGGUUUUCGCGGAUCGAAGAGGAGAUGGAGAAGGAGCAGGAGGACAUUUACAGACUGCAUCUCGACUCGAUCCACGAAUACCAGCGCAGCUGCAGCGACUUUCUCGUCAAUAUCGAUGCAACAAAGCAGGAGCUCGCUGUUCUCGCCAAAAACUAUCGCUUUGUCGAGGACAGGACAAAGGCCCUCCAACUUGCCUGUGAGACACUGCUGGACGAGCAGAACCAUCUCGUCGAGAUUGUCCGCGAAAUCAGCGAGCGUCUGCAGUUCUACAACGAGCUGGAGCAUGCCAUGAAGCUCUUCAGCUCGCCCGGAAACUCUGUCUGUCUCGACCCGCAGUUCACGCCGAUUCUGCGCAAGCUGGACGAAUGUCUCGUCUUUUGCACCGAAAAUAUCCAGUACAGGGACUCGGAGCUUUAUCUCAUGAAGUUCCGGCAGUGCAUGACCCGCGGCAUGUCGCUCAUCAAGAUGCACUGCGUUGCCUCGCUCCGGGCACUGCUAAUCGACAUCAAGGAGCGGCUGUCCAACAGGGCGCCUGACGAUGUGCUGCCGCCGAGUCUUCAAGUGUCCAUAUUUUACGUCAAAUUCAAGACCCUGGCGGUCAGCCUCAAGCCGCUGCUCUCAGAAAUUGAGAUUCGCUGCCACGGAUAUAAAGAGUACCAUCAGCUGCUUGCCGACUGCCACAACGCCUACUUUAGCGUGCGCCGUCAGCUCCUCAGCCCGUACAUCAUGCAGCAAAUCAACGAGAUCACAUCGGCCGACAAUAUCCUUGACUAUACCCAAAAGGGAUGUGCAUAUAUGAUGCGGCUUUGUAUGGACGAGUUCUCGUUGUUCUAUCAUUACUUCACCCAAGGAGAGACUGCACUUUUGGGCUUCCUCGAGUCGCUGUCAAACCUCCUCUACGACGAGCUCCGUCCCAAGGUUCUCGCCCAGACCCGUAUCGAUGUUCUCUCGGAGCUGUGUCAGACCUUGCAGGCCCACGCCAGCGCCGCCAGUCUGCCGGUCCCAGUUCCUGCAUCAGAGCCCGAGGGUGACCAGCAGGUGAUCCAGGAGGAUCAACUGGCCGCCAUCCGCCUCAUCGCGAUGAAGAUCCUCCAGGACGCCCAACAGCGGCUGGCCUUCCGCGCGCAGGCGUUCAUCAAGAGCGAAAUUGAGGGAUUCAAGCCGCGCGACCAAGAGCUUCUGAUUUUGGCACGAGGCGGUGGCCUGCCAGAUCCACACAUCAUCAACUCCUCCGUUAGUGUGGCAGCCAUGCUUGGUCCACACAAUCACCAGCCGAGCUCGAGCUUGAAUGAUGUGCCUGCCGUCCUACAGGUCACCGAUGUCAGCGAAGCUGUAUCCGAGAGCAACUUCCAGACCGCCAGCGCAUCCGAAACCACACCUGCGGUCCCCAGAAUCAACACCUCCAUGCGCAAGAACAGCGCCACAAACUCGUUUGGCGCGCUGGUCUAUGGCGGCGGCGAGUGGUAUCCGACUCUCCAGAAGACGCUCUAUAUUCUUUCAAAGCUGUGGCACUGUGUCCCGGAUAAAAUCUUUGAGGACAUUGCCGAGGAGGCCGUGGAUCUUUGCCGCCAGAGCCUGAUCCGCGCUGCCGAAGCCAUCACAGCUUCGAAAAACUCCAAGCUGGACGGACAGUUCUUCUUGAUCAAGAACCUGUUGAUGCUGCGCGAGCAGAUUGCUCCGUUCGACGUCGACUUUGUGCGCAAGGACGACGUCCUCGAUUUCCCGGGUCUCUCGGAGGCCGUCUCGACACUCAUGGUAAAGUCCUGGUCCAUCUCGAACCUGACGACUAUCAGCCGAGACUUGAUCACCGCCGCAUCGACACCUCAGCUCCUCGAGAACUACUCUGAUGCCAAACAAGGAGUCGACAACGAGCUCAAGCGAGUCUGCGAGGAUUUCAUUCUCGAAACGACAAGGGCGUGCACCGAGCCCAUUUCCAGCUUCAUGCUCAAGGUCCAUGCCUUCAAUAUCAAGAACGAUGCCAAGCCUGCUAGUGCUCGGGAGCUGCUGAUGCGACAGCCGUUUGCGACGCCUGACCAAGUCCAGUUGGUGGUCGCGAGUCUCCAAGAGCUGCUCAAGAGCCGACUCGUCUCGACCCUCUCCAAAAUGUCGGACUAUCUCGGGGACAAGAAAACCGAAGGCAUCCUGAUUCGUGUGCUUGCGAACAAUGUCCUGGAGCACUAUCAACGCUUCUACCAGGUGGUGUUUGCGUCCUACGACUCGGAACUCUCUGGGACGAUCAUGACGGCAGGCGAGGCUGAGGCCCUGAUUGACCAGAUCUGCUCAAGCACCCAAAAGAAGCGAACCCCGAGCACCGACAGCUUCAUUUGAUCGCUGCGUGUUCGAAUCACCUCAGCGAUUCACAGGUGUGCAGACUCGGCUCGACUUGAGUCUUGGUUGGUUGCGCACCCCUCCACUCAAGCGGAUCGAUCCUAUCGAGCCGUGACCUUUGUGCAGCUUCAUCGCAGCCCAGCCCAGGCAUAUCUGCUCCUCCUUGCUUCUGCGUUUGAGUGUGUGCAUUCUCUCUUGGCAGCAGCCACUCGCUCGCUUCGUCACUUGGUAUGGUCGCUCAAUCCCAGAUGAUCGGCUUGAAAUCAAUGGGCCAGCCCGCAUUGCAUCGGCAUUGCAUCGGC